Lolium rigidum is the source of this 2170-nucleotide messenger RNA. RefSeq names its product splicing factor U2af small subunit B. Bases 910 to 1893 code for a protein of 327 amino acids. Gene Ontology annotation, biological process: mRNA splicing, via spliceosome. NCBI's taxonomy places the organism in Eukaryota, Viridiplantae, Streptophyta, Magnoliopsida, Poales, Poaceae. The transcript has 2 exons. Gene Ontology annotation, cellular component: spliceosomal complex; U2AF complex. The record is from RefSeq and is a predicted model, not a curated record. Gene Ontology annotation, molecular function: metal ion binding; pre-mRNA 3'-splice site binding.
AUUUGUGCCCGAUAGAUGUCGUCGGAUGCGGUUAGAUGUUUUAGUUUUCCUGGAAAUAGAGUAGAUCGCUUGUCUUACAGAUUGGGGAGUUCGCGCCGGGAUUGUGUUGAGAUUAGGUGUUAGGGGAUUGAAUCUAGGGUUGUGCGAACUAUGUGCUAGGGAUUAUGUUGAGAUUAGGUGUUAGGGAUUAUGUACCCCGAUUUUUUUUGUUGGCUCAGGAUUUUAUGUUGGGAUGAAUCUAGGGCUCUCCAAACACUGGUGGAAUUCUAUUGAUAUUAACUAUUAGGGGAAUCGAAUUUAUGGCUUAGCAGUUGGUGCUGAAAUUUUGUCAGUUUAACUAAUAGUGGAGUUGAAUCUACGCUUCUCAAAGUUCCAUGUUGAAAUUCUGUUGAUGCCAACUAACAGGGAAAUUCAAUUUAUGGUUAAGAACUAGAUGCUUAAAACUUGUCUGGGUUUUGAAGCUAUGCUGUUGUUUUUACCAAAUUAAGCCCCAUCUCAGCUAUUGCUGGCUGUCGAGUGCACUUUGUUGAAUCGUUUUGGUGUGGGGAUGAUAGCAGAGUUUGUUUGUCGGAACACCUGGGCGGUUCUUAGGCCAGACCUAUACCAAUAGCCUCCAUUUCGAGCAAGUUGGGAAUUAUGAUUUAGACACGUUUUACUGGAUUACAAGAGGUUUUUUCAACAUAUAUGUAUCAGUCUAAAUUAUCUGUCCAUCUAUGCCGAUCCUUUUUGUAUUUAUUUCUUGUUUGUUUUGGGUUUUUCUUUUCAAUCAAAGAUUAAUGGUCUAAAACGGUGUGCAGAUUAGGUUUUAAAACGGAUCAAAUAAUAAUCUUUGUCGGACGGAUAUAACAAGGCCUACCACCCCAGGAGUGCCCUCGUGCAACAGGUGCCACCUGAAGUGCUCUCAAAACCAUGGCGGAGCACUUGGCUUCAAUAUUUGGCACUGAGAAGGACAGGGUCAACUGCCCCUUUUACUUCAAGAUUGGAGCUUGCCGUCAUGGGGAUCGUUGCUCCCGUCUGCACAACAGGCCAACCACAUCACCAACUAUUGUGCUUGCUAACAUGUAUCAGCGACCUGAUAUGAUCACCCCUGGAGUUGAUGCCCAAGGCCAGGCUAUUGCUCCUGAGAAGAUGCAGGAGCACUUUGAGGACUUCUAUGAGGACAUCUAUGAGGAGCUGAGCAAGUUUGGUGAGGUUGAGACCCUGAAUGUAUGUGACAACCUUGCUGACCAUAUGAUUGGCAAUGUCUAUGUCCAGUUCAGGGAGGAAGAGCAGGCAGUGGCUGCUCACAACGCCCUUCAGGGCCGUUUUUACUCUGGCCGCCCUAUUAUUGUGGAGUACUCCCCUGUGACAGACUUCCGUGAGGCCACCUGUAGGCAGUAUGAGGAGAACAGCUGCAACCGUGGUGGCUACUGUAAUUUCAUGCACGUGAAGCAGAUUGGCAGAGAGCUCAGGAGGAAGCUGUAUGGGGGGCGUUCCAGGAGGAGCCACGGGAGAAGCCGCAGCCCAAGCCCACAGAACAGGAGAGACAACCGUGAUCGCGGUGGUGACUUCCGCCGUGAUGGUCGUGAUGGUGGUGGCUACCGUGGAGGUGGUGGUGAUGGUGGUUACCGUGGAGGUGGUGGUGAUGGUGGCUACCGUGGAGGUGGUGGUGAUGGCGGCUACCGUGGUGGCGAUGGCGGUUACCGUGGUGGAGAUGGUGGCUACCGUGGCGGUGGCGGUGGUGGGAGGAGGGGUGGAGGUGGAGGUGGCAGGUAUGACAGGCACGAUGGUGGAGACAGGCGCAGGUAUGGUGGCAGCCCACCGAGGCGUGGAAGGAGCCCUGUCAGGGAAAACAGUGAGGAGCGGAGGGCGAAGAUUGAGCAGUGGAACCGUGAGCGGGAGGAGAAGAAGUGAUCUCUAUCUAUGCCCAAGAGUUUCUGGGCAUGCAUUGCCUCCAAGCAUUUGCUAAAUCAGUUUGUUUGCUGUUAUAGUUUGUUCUUUAGUCGUCUGUUCGUUUGCUGUUAUAGUCGAAGUUGAACUUCCGUGAGUCGAUAGCCUUGUUGAGUAACCUGUUGAGCGCAGGAUUUAUACUGUUUUUGCUUCAUGAGACAUGUAAACCGUCAUUUGUUUCUCAAUAUUUGUCGUUGGAUCUGUUAUCAGAUUUAGUUAAUAGAGUUGUGUUUUACCGCUA